Messenger RNA from Tribolium castaneum (red flour beetle), 1942 nucleotides. RefSeq names its product V-type proton ATPase subunit S1. The coding region runs from base 273 to 1340 and encodes 355 amino acids. The transcript has 2 exons. Lineage: Eukaryota; Metazoa; Arthropoda; Insecta; Coleoptera; Tenebrionidae. The record is from RefSeq and is a predicted model, not a curated record.
CCACAAAGGCGUUUGUUUUUUACUAAAUUUGAGUCGGUUUCAAAUGCUGUCCCAAAAUACAGGUAACUGUAAUGAAUGGGCGCCCUCUGUGAGUAAUGAUCAUUUGAUGACGGGCCUUAAAUUCCGCAAAUAUGCGUUUCCGUGGUUACGCCACAUUUUCGUGCCAAACGUCAUUGCAAAAAGUGUUUUUUGUGUCAUACAUAAUUCACGAAAAAAUAUAAAAUUGAAAUUGUCGUUUCACGCAUACAACGCGCGCACGUAUCGAUUUUCAAAUGGUUGAUGAAAAUACGAAAAUGAGGGUUAUAAUCCUCGUCUUAAUUUUCGCAUUUUCCACUUGCCAAAGUGCAGUGUUAUUGUGGAGUACCAGCAAGUUGGAGGUUUCGCCUCUCAGUGAUUUCAACGACGAAACUUUACAAAAUUUGGUCCAAAAGCUGGGAUUCCCGGACGUCAGCGUCUACAAGAGCAGUCACGACUUGUUGCCGAAAUUCGAAACUUUGGUGAAAGAAUACAGCAGGGCUUACAACCCCAACGGGGACAUCACGACCGAAAAUGCGACAGAAAUUGCAACGGAGGAAGACUUUGCGCUCAUUGAAGCCAAGCAAAGGGGGGAUUUACUGGCCGGAAACAACACUCUGUCCGUGUUGUACCUUCCGAGCGAGCGUCACAAGCGGGCCCUUGCUAGCACCACUGAAAACCCCGUGUCGUCCAAGGACGUGGUGCUCUACAAAGGCACCUUGAAGAAGAACAUAUACACGCUUUUGUACUCCUCUCAUCCCUUGGUGCUGCACCAGGAGGAACCGUCCGAAGAUUCUGUGAGUUUCACCCUCGGGGAGAGUCGGAUGGUGACUGUGGAUUCUCCUGGCAAGGACUCCUACACGAAGUUGUAUGUCAAAGUACCGGUCCAGGACAACAAUUUCGUCAUCUUGCAGUUUUUUUUCUAUUGGUUCAACACCUACUGGUCCUUGACUUCGGUCAAAGUCUCGACCACCAACGGCAAUUUUUCGACCACUUUGAACAUCACCGAGCCCUUCCUUGUCCCUGCCGGGUUUUCGUACCAUUGCAACGGUUUGACGACUUUCAAGGACACGGCGAAGGAUAACUCAAAGACUGAGUUGCGAAUCUACGAUUUGCAGGUGCAAAUUGAUUCAAAGAAUGGCCUGUUUAGUGACGCUUAUGAUUGUGUUGAUUUCACCACGGUACCGAUUUGGUCGGGUUUGUUCGUUACGGGACUGCUUGGACUAGGGCUGAUUAUCGCCCUGACGGCGAUCAACGACAUCAAGACGAUGGACAAGUUCGAUAAUCAAAAGACCAAACAACUCUCGAUCACAGUAGCGGAAUAAAUCUUUAAUAAAUAAUUUAACUAUUUACAUAUGAUUGUCGGACGGCACUUGAGACAUAUCUGUAGCUGUUUUUAAUGGUUUAUGUAAUAAAUACAGACGCAGGUACGAUUAACAAUAAGACGGGAUCAUGAAGUGCGGUUGCGAGGUGUGUAACGCCUGGCCGUCUUUCGGACACACAGUCAAACUGCAAAAAAUAUACAUUAUGGAAUUUUUGAUUUUUGGCACAAGUACCUCUGCCUGAUUUCCAGAGCGUCGAUGGUUAUUUUCUCGAUGUAUAUUUUCGGGACGGUCAAGAGCCUCCAGGUCAAAGGGUUCAAGUAGCUGCUCUGGUACCGCCAUUCGACUUCAACAGCUUUGAUUUUCUUGACUUCGGACGUUGGCACCACCGCUGUGUAGAUUUUCCCGGGCUCGUGGAACCCGCCCUUGUUUAAGGGCACCGUGUGCGUUUUCGGCCCUUUACCGUCGGUUGUUUCAUGCAUUGUGAAGAACAGUUGGCCCACUUCGCCACCAUGUUGGAGGCUUUCGCCAGAGUUUGAAAUUUUUACUGUUAUUCUGUAAUGCCCGCCUGUAAUAAAUGUGUAAAUAAAAGUGUUUCCCCCAAA